ACAGCUACGACACCGGAAGCCGGAAGUGUGAGUUUCGGCAGCGGGACGAGGGAAGGGUUCUCGGACUUUCUCGGAACGCCAGGGUCCGAGGAGUGCUCGAGGCUCGCCAUUCCUGCCCUUUUCACGUCGGACCGACGCUGCUGACAGACCCUGACUUGUUGGAUGAGCAGGGCCCCCUGGAAGAGUCAGCCAAGUGAGAUGGUGCAGCCCAGUGGCGGCCCGGCCGGGGACCAGGACGUGCUGGGUGAAGAGUCUUCUUUGGGGAAGCCAGCUAUGCUCCACCUACCUUCUGAGCAGGGCACUCCUGAGACCUACCAACGCUGUCUGGAGGAGAAUCAAGAGCUCCGAGAUGCCAUCCGGCAGAGCAACCAGAUGCUCCGGGAGCGCUGUGAGGAGCUGCAGCGUUUCCAGGGCAGCCAGAGGAAGGAGAAGGAGUUCCUCAUGCAGAAGUUCCAGGAAGCCAGGAAACUGGUGGAGAGACUGAGUCUGGAGAAGCUCGACCUGAGGACGCAGAGGGAGCAGGCCCUGCAGGAGGUGGAACACCUGAAGCGAUGUCAGCAGCAGAUGGCUGAAGACAAGGCUUCCGUGAAAGCCCAGGUGACGUCCCUGCUGGGGGAGCUCCAGGAGAGCCAGAGUCGUUUGGAGGCCGCCACCAAGGAGCGGCAGGCUUUAGAGGGCAGGGCCCGGGCUGCCAGCGAGCAGGCCCGGCAGCUGGAGAGUGAGCGGGAGGCACUGCAGCAGCAGCACAGCGUGCAGGUGGAUCAGCUGCGCAUGCAGAGCCAGAGCGUGGAGGCGGCCCUGCGCAUGGAGCGCCAGGCUGCCUCGGAGGAGAAGCGGAAGCUGGCCCAGCUACAGGUGGCCUAUCACCAGCUCUUCCAGGAGUAUGACAACCACAUCAAGAGCAGCAUGGUGAGCAGCGAGCGAAACCGAGGAAUGCAGCUGGAGGAUCUCAAGCAGCAGCUCCAGCAGGCCGAGGAGGCCCUGGUGGCCAAACAGGAAGUGAUCGACAAGCUGAAGGAAGAGGCCGAGCAGCACAAGAUCGUGAUGGAGACCGUCCCGGUGCUAAAGGCUCAGGCGGAUAUCUACAAGGCCGACUUCCAGGCCGAGAGGCAGGCCCGGGAGAAGCUGGCUGAGAAGAAGGAGAUCCUGCAGGAUCAGCUGGAGCAGCUGCAGAGGGAGUACAGUAGGCUGAAGGCCAGCUGUCAGGAGUCGGCCAGGAUUGAAGAUCUGAGGAAGCGGCACGUGGAGGUCUCCCAGGCUCCCUUACCCGUCACCCCAGUUCACGCCUCCUUUCACGUGCCCGUGUCCAUCCAGAGGAGAAGCCCCCCUGAGGAGCCGCCGGACUUCUGCUGCCCCAAGUGCCAGUAUCAGGCCCCUGAUAUGGACACCCUGCAGAUACACGUCAUGGAGUGCAUCGAGUAGGGCUGCCUGCCAGUAAGCAGCACAGGACGGCCCGGUGCGAGCUCUCCUGCCUGCCCGGUCCAGAGUUAUGGGCUAGGUGACACAGAACAGGCCACUUCUGUGCGCCCCACGAGGUAGCUCUAGGACCUUACGCUUCAGCUCCCCCAUCUGCUGGUUUGCCUCUUUUAGGGCCCGUGGAACCCCGGUUAGGCCUGAUGCUCUGCUCCUUUCGCUCGUUCUGUCCACUUGAACUGCUUGCCCCAGGGCUCCCUCUGUUUCCACGUCCACCGGGGAACUCAAGAAUCAAGGCCAGGGCUCUCAGAGAACUUCUCGAGCCAAGAUGGGCAGAAACCUUGCCUCCCGCCCACGCUCCCGCACACCGUGGCCCCAGCGCCCUCGUGGGCCGCGUGGUAUUCCAUUUGGAGGCUGCACCACCGGCCCAUUUAACCAGUCAGCUUCGGAUGAACACUUGGGCCCUCGCCACUCACUGUCACAAACAAUGCUGCACUGAACAUCCUUGGGCGUCACUUACGUGUCUCUUUGGGUCAGGGUCUUAGAAGCAGCACUGCUGAGCAUUGAGUCCUGCCCACACGAGGGGCGCCCGGCCUGCGGGCUUUUGCCAUCUGUUGGGCACGGCGCUCUCUAUUGAGCCUGAGCGUGUUUGCGGAGCUUGAAGGACCCUUUCCAGUUCUGCUUUUAAUGGCUCGUUUGUACGUUUUGCCCAUUUUUCUGUUGGGCUGUAAGUCUUUUGUUCCUCAGUGGGUUUGAGCUCUUUGGUCACUGGUGGGAUGGGCUCUUGUGUAUGAUAGAAACUGCCACUGUCUUCUCUUCCUCUAACUUUGUGAGUGUGUUUUGGGCUUGAAGUUGGUCAUCCUUGUGUGGCCAUGUCUGUGCACCUUCCCUUCCCUGCUUUGGGUUUACCAUUGUUGUGACAGGCUCAUGGUUUGACCGGGAGGUGCUUCCACAUGUGCACUUUUCCUUUCCUUUUCCGACCGACCACCACCGCGUGCUCUUGUCCUCCUGGAGAGUGUUGCCGCUCUGUGUGGUGGCUGCCUUUCAUCACGUUGCAGAAGCUUGUGAUGCUGCUCCCCACACCAGCCCCAAAUGCCCCAGCCUUGUGAAGGGAAGCCACUUGGUGACAAUUGGCAGGUUCUGAACGCUAGAGGGCCCCUUACUGUUGCUUUGCAAGAUCUCUGGCUGUUUCCUCGGAUGCCAAAGCCAAGGGCGUUAAGCCCGCAGUUGUCAGCAAAGGACAUCAGAAGUGGAGGAAGAAUGCCCUGGCCUCCCCUGGUUGGGAAUGGGGUGUCGCCGAAGACAGCCUGGCCGGCAGCCCGUUCUGGAGACGAGACUGGCCCGGGGGGCGCCUGGCGUGUGCAGCAGCGGGAGCACCUUUUCCGGUUCCCGGACCCCGGAUGUCUCCUCGCAGAUGACUGAACUUUGGGAAAACGUUAAAGGCGCAGACGGGCUCCCCACUCCCGGGUGCUGUUUCAGUCCUGACCUGCAGUUUUCUGCAUUAGCACUUCAGUUUCGGGGGAUAUAUUUAUUUCCCGUGGCCACUGUGACAAAUGACCAGCUUGGCUUAGAACAAGAAUUCAUUCUCUCAUGGUUCUAAAAUCAGGGUGACAGCAGAGUUGGUUUCUUUUGGUGGCGCUCAUGGCAAGAUCAGCUGCAGGCCUGUCUCCCAGCCUCCAUGGGUGGUGGCCCGUGGCAUUCUGGGCCGGUAGACGUGUCACUCCAUUCUCUGCCUCUGUGGUUACGUGGCCUCUUCUUUUUCCUGGCUGCAUCUUCUCUUGUCCCUUACAAGAACACCAGUCACUGGGUUUAGGGCCCACCUCCAUCAUCCAGGUUAACGUCAUUUUGAGGUCCUUAUCUUCAUUACAUCCACAAAGACUUUUCCCAAAUAGGGUCAUAAUCACAAAUUCUGUGCAGUAGGACGUGCAUAUGUCUUUCGGGCCACCAUUCGGCCCGGCACAGGGAUAUCUCCUGGGGCCCACAGACUAGGGCAGGUGCAGUUGAGGACCAGUGUCUCCAGGACUGGCAGCUCCAUUGUGGGGGCUUGUCCCCUGGGGUGAGGGUGGCUGCUGGGCUGCAGAGGCACUUGGCGCUCCGUGGGAAGGAAAGCUGGUGUGGUGUGGGGCAGGCCCUUGCAGGUAUGGGAACUGCCGUUCCUCGGGACAUCUCGUCUCCUGCUGGACACCGCGGCCAGGGCCGGUGGCUGCAGGCAGAAGGAAGGGUGCAGGCUGCCUGCAAUAGGACAGAGCAGUUGGACUGACCGGGUGGGUGACAGCCACCAGCGGUGUAGGGCUGGGCUUCGAGUCCUCCUCUGGCUUCCUCCUCUGAAUGGGAGUUGAAAGGACGAAGAUGAGAUGCAGGCGCAGUGAGAGAGGCAGACGGUGACUUCCUGGGGAACUUUCCUGGGGUUCUGGCUGUGGCGUCCACGCGGGCCACGCAGCAGCAGCCGCCAGGAGCUGUGCAGCCCUUCGUGCCUGGGCCCCGGGCCGGCGGAGCCACGCUCUGGGGGCAGGGCCUGGCAGUGGCUGGGCGCCACGGGUCUUCCGAAGCUUCCCUUCCCGGGGUGCGCUUGCUCCCUGCCUGCUGCUGAUGGCACCCCGUGUGACCCGGUGUGCCUCGGGCGGUGCGGGCUUUAAGCCAGACCUUUCAGUCCGAAGUGGGGGGUUCCGCUUUUUUCCCUUUUGGCUUUCCCUAGAUCGGGCUUCCAGAAUAAGCAUCUGGAUCCCUCCUGCGGGGGAAGCAGCCUGCCUGCCUCCUUCGCUGCGGCCCCUUGACCCUCCUGGCCCUGGCCUUGCCGAUAGAGACAGCUAGAAGCACCUCCCGCUGUACCUGUGUCCCCUCUUGUUGCUCGCACACGCGUGCCCUCUGUUACCCGCUCGUCGGUGCUUAAGAGAAACCCAGGUGAGCAAUAAAGUCGCCGAUGAGAACGCU
Messenger RNA from Nyctereutes procyonoides (raccoon dog), 4344 nucleotides. It is a transcript of the gene IKBKG, whose product is annotated as inhibitor of nuclear factor kappa B kinase regulatory subunit gamma. The transcript is spliced from 10 exons. Gene Ontology annotation, molecular function: K63-linked polyubiquitin modification-dependent protein binding. Gene Ontology annotation, biological process: positive regulation of canonical NF-kappaB signal transduction. The coding region runs from base 163 to 1422 and encodes 419 amino acids. The record is from RefSeq and is a predicted model, not a curated record. Lineage: Eukaryota; Metazoa; Chordata; Mammalia; Carnivora; Canidae. Gene Ontology annotation, cellular component: nucleus; cytoplasm; IkappaB kinase complex.